AAGCGGACGCGGUUUUUAGAGGAGUCCACCCGGCUUGGAGUCAGUGACAAUAACCAGGGGUAGAGCGGGGCGUGUCCCAGGGGUGAGCCCAGCUCUGCAGCCUUGUGCGCAGUAGAGAGCUGGUCUUAGGCUGGGCACCAUGGCCGAUUUCAGGGUCAGGGUGUCCACCGGGAAGGCCUUCGGGGCUGGCACAUGGGACAAAGUGUCUGUCAGCAUCGUGGGGACCCGGGAAGAGAGCCCCCCACUGCCCCUGGACAAUCUCGGCAAGGAGUUCACUGCGGGCGCUGAGGAGGACUUCCAGGUGACGCUCCCGAAGGACGUGGGCCAAGUGCUGCUGCUGCGCGUGCACAAGGCGCCCCCAGCGCUGCCCCUGCUCGGGCCCCUGGCCCCGGAUGCCUGGUUCUGCCGCUGGUUCCGGCUGACACCGCCACAGGGCGGCCCCCUCCUCUUCCCCUGCUACCAGUGGCUGGAAGGGGCGGGGAGCCUGGUGCUGCAGGAAGGGACAGCCAAGGUGUCCAGGGCAGACCACCAUCCCCUACUCCAGCAACAGCGCCAGGAGGAGCUGCAGGCCCGGCAGGAGAUGUACCAGUGGAAGGUUUACAACCCAGGCUGGCCUCAUUGCCUGGAUAAAAGGACAGUGAAAGACUUGGACCUCAAUAUCAAGUACUCCACAGCCAAGAAUGCCAACUUUUAUCUACAGGCUGGCUCUGCGUUUGCAGAGAUGAAAAUCAAGGGGUUGCUGGACCGCAAGGGGCUCUGGAGGAGUCUGAAUGAGAUGAAACGGAUCUUCAACUUCCGGAAGACGCCAGCAGCUGAGCACACAUUUGAGCACUGGCAGGAGGAUGCCUUCUUCGCCUCCCAGUUCCUGAAUGGUCUCAACCCUGUCCUGAUCCGCCGCUGUCACUACCUCCCAAAGAAUUUCCCCGUCACUGAUGCCAUGGUGGCCUCAGUGUUGGGCCCUGGGACCAGCCUGCAGGCUGAACUAGAGAAGGGCUCCCUGUUCUUGGUGGAUCACGGCAUCCUCUCCGGCAUCCAUACCAAUGUCAUUAAUGGGAAGCCUCAGUUCUCGGCGGCCCCAAUGACCCUGCUAUACCAGAGCCCGGGCUGCGGGCCGCUGCUGCCUCUCGCCAUCCAGCUCAGCCAGUCCCCCGGCCCCAACAGCCCCAUCUUCCUGCCCACUGACGACAAGUGGGACUGGUUACUGGCCAAGACCUGGGUGCGCAAUGCCGAGUUCUCCUUCCAUGAGGCCCUCACACACCUGCUCCACUCACACCUGCUGCCUGAGGUCUUCACCCUGGCUACCCUGCGCCAGCUGCCCCACUGCCACCCUCUCUUCAAGCUGCUGAUCCCGCACACCCGGUACACCGUGCACAUCAACAUGCUCGCCCGGGAGCUGCUAAUCGUGCCGGGCCAGGUGGUGGACAGGGUGAGAGCUGUGUUGGGGUGGGAGUGGGCAGGCCACUCCUUCAAUGUGAGGAAUUUGAGGUCCUGGGGUAGCAGUGGCCUGUCUCCCCGACACCAGUGCUACCUCCUGCUUUCUGGAGCAAGGUCUGCAGGACCCAAGAGUCCCGUCCGUCAGUCCACAGGCAUCGGCGUCGAGGGCUUCUCUGAGUUGAUACAGAGGAACAUGAAGCAGCUGAACUAUUCUCUCCUGUGUCUGCCUGAGGAUAUCCGGACCCGAGGAGUUGAAGACAUCCCAGGCUACUACUACCGUGAUGAUGGGAUGCAGAUCUGGGGUGCAGUGGAACGCUUUGUCUCGGAAAUCAUUGGUAUCUACUACCCAAGUGAUGAGUCUGUCCAAGAUGACAGAGAGCUCCAGGCCUGGGUCAGAGAGAUCUUCUCCAAGGGUUUUCUAAACCAGGAGAGCUCAGGUAUACCCUCCUCACUGGAGACCCGGGAAGCCCUGGUGCAGUAUGUCACCAUGGUGAUAUUCAACUGCUCAGCCAAGCAUGCGGCCGUCAGUGCAGGGCAGUUUGAUGCCUGUGCUUGGAUGCCCAACCUGCCACCCAGCAUGCAGCUGCCACCACCCACCUCCAAAGGCCUGGCAACACGUGAGGGCUUCAUAGCCACCCUCCCACCUGUCAAUGCCACAUGUGAUGUCAUCCUUGCUCUCUGGUUGCUGAGCAAGGAGCCUGGAGACCGAAGGCCCCUGGGCACCUAUCCGGAUGAGCACUUCACAGAGGAGGCCCCUCGGCGGAGCAUCGCCGCCUUCCAGAGCCACCUGGCCCAGAUCUCGAGGGCCAUCCAGGAGCGGAACCGGGGCCUGGUGCUGCCCUACACCUACCUAGACCCUCCCCUCAUCGAGAACAGCGUCUCCAUCUAAAUCCCAGGGGAACACAGGCCCAGAUAACAUCCCUUUGACCACAUCGCUCUAGGAUAACUGGCACCCAGAGAAAAGGACUCCUCGGAAAAACAGGCCUCCAUGUGCCUCUCCUGGGACAACCAGACUCUGUGUAACUCACCCCCACCACCAUACACACACACACACAAAAACAAACAAAAUCAAAACACAGAAAGCAAAAAACCCACCAAUAACAGAGUCUCAGGACAGAACCACUGAGCCUUUUGGAGGCUCUAAGCCUCAAAGUGCCUGCAGAGCCCACCUUGAGGGUUUUGCUAGUUGGUUUUGUUUGGCAUUUUAUAGCCGUGGGGGGAGGCAUAUAAUCCUGCCCGUGGGCCCACUAGCCUCCACUGAUUGGACCUUAUGGUCACCCAACUCAAGGACAGUCACCAAGAAGUGGCUGCCAAAGAGGCCGGGCACAGUGGCUCAUGCCUGUAAUCCCAGCACUUUGGGAGAUGGAGGCAGGAGAAUCACUUGAGGUCAGAAGUUCAAGGCCAGCCUGGACAACAUAGCAAGACUCCACCUCUACCAAAAAAUAAAAAUUAAAAAAC
Molecule: messenger RNA, 2892 nt
Organism: Chlorocebus sabaeus (green monkey)
Lineage: Eukaryota; Metazoa; Chordata; Mammalia; Primates; Cercopithecidae
Gene: ALOX15B
Product: arachidonate 15-lipoxygenase type B
Biological process (GO): lipid oxidation
Molecular function (GO): protein binding; iron ion binding; oxidoreductase activity, acting on single donors with incorporation of molecular oxygen, incorporation of two atoms of oxygen
Source: RefSeq, a predicted model, not a curated record